UUGGGGAAAAUCUCGCAACAAAAAAUCAAACAAACUAGCAAGGACGAAGGGGCAAACUAGUCACCGUCAAAGAUGUUCGGCGGUGGCAGUAGGAUUCACUGUUUGUUGUUGUAUACUGUUCGGAGUUCUCUCUUCUCUUCUUCACCUUUAUCCGCAAUAAGGGUUGCUUUCUCAACCCAUUAUCGUCUUCCAACACAACCACCAUACCUGCAGGAACCUAACUCAUUUCCUUUUUCUUCUUCGUUUCAUCAUCGUGAUUGGGUUUCUUUUCCUUCAAAACCCACCUCCGUUUUUGCUUCUUCCUCAAAUUUUCGGUAUUUAAGCACCAGUUCGUCUGCAAAUAAAAACCAACGUCUCUAUGAAGUGGAUGGAGAGGUAGAACCCAUUGAUUCGUGGGAGGAAGAGGAUGAAGCUGAACCCGAGAUUGGUGAUGGAGGGGAUGGAGGUGGGGUUGUGCUGCAAAAUUGCCCUUGGGGCGAACAUGCUCUUUCCAUAGCCCAUGAGGUCCUGCUGCAGUUUGGUGAUGACAUGAAGCUGUAUUCUUUCAAAACUACUCCUCGAGGAUAUAUUUAUGUGAGACUAGACAAACUGCCAAACAAAUAUGGGUGCCCCAGCAUGGAAGAGAUUGAAGAUUACAGCCGCCAAUACAAGAAAAGGUUAGAGGAAUUAGGUGCCGCGGGAGAAAUACCUGAUGAUUUGGCUCUUGAAGUUUCUUCUCCAGGUGCAGAGCGGCUGCUAAAAGUACCAGAUGACUUGGAUCGGUUUAAAGACAUGCCUAUGUGGGUAAGUUACGUAGAAGAUUUACAAAAUAGAUGUCAAGAAAAGAAUAGUGUCUUUUUCCUGGAUUCAGUUGAAACAGAAUCAGGCAGCUGUGUGUGGAGGCUGGCAGACGUAAAGGAAAAUAGAGGCCCUUCUUCAAAAGGAAGACCAUUAAGCCGGAAACUGAGAGAUUGGAGAUUAAAGCUGCCAUAUGCAAUGUUUAAAAAAGUAACUCUGUACCUUGAUUAGUUGCAAUGUAUGAUGCAAAAUGGUCAUGCAGAACCUUAAAGGUACGGAGUAUUUAAGUGAAAUUUUGGGUAUGAAUGAUUAUUUAAGUGACAUUUUGAUCUGGUUUCAAAGAGAUAACUUCUGCAUCCUACUUCGAUUGUGAAAUAGCUUUACUUCUGGUCUGUACAGACUGGUUUGUUUUUAGGUCAUCAAUGGUGUAAAAUUUUGUUUCUUCUUCAA
This is a messenger RNA of Cornus florida, 1227 nucleotides long. RefSeq lists its product as uncharacterized. Bases 73 to 1008 code for a protein of 311 amino acids. The transcript has 5 exons. NCBI's taxonomy places the organism in Eukaryota, Viridiplantae, Streptophyta, Magnoliopsida, Cornales, Cornaceae. The record is from RefSeq and is a predicted model, not a curated record.